Molecule: messenger RNA, 1025 nt
Organism: Rotaria sp. Silwood2
Lineage: Eukaryota; Metazoa; Rotifera; Eurotatoria; Philodinida; Philodinidae
Source: the annotation of a GenBank genome assembly
AUGUCGAUUGUAAAUAAUAAUAAUAAUACACUUGAUGCCAUGAAUCAAUAUGAAACAACAUCAUGGUCUAAUUUUAAAAAUAUUUUAAUAGUAGUAUCGGAAAUUGUUAUAGUCUUCCUACUAGUCUUAUUAAAAAUGUUGCAUAAACUUGCUAAUAAUGGAUGGAACUUCAAAUCUUCAUGGUUCAAAAUUAAGUCUGUUGAUAAGUAUCGUCGCCGAUUUCGUCAACGAGAAAUUCAACAACGUGCUAUGUUAAACGUUAUCGAAUGUGUAAAUGAGCGAUCUCUAGCUAUUAGCUCAAGUAUUUACUCAAAUGUUGAGUAAGUUAAAGUUGCAUUACUCCGACACCAUUUUCAUCAUGUUUUUAUUUCCAUUUAGUUCAUCUCAACCAAUAUAUACCAUUUCCACUGUUUGAUCUUUUAUAUUUGUUAUUUAAUUUAUUAUUGUCUUUUGUUGCUCUUUUUUCUUCUUGUACCAAUCUCAAUAUAGUGUUUUUUUUUCACAAUUAAAUAUAUUAACUUAUCGCAAUAAAUGUGAAUACAAACUAAAUAAGGAAUCUUUUUUCAAAUGAAAUGAAUCAUUGAGUAGCUGCCUAUUUCGACUUAUAUUUUAAAUGGAACGUUUUUUAAAAAUCGUCAGCUAAACUAACCAGAUAGGGAAAGAUACAGAUUUACCUCAAUAGAUAUUAAUAGAUAUCAAUGAGUACAGUUCAUAUAACUAGAUAUACACUGUCCCGUAUAAGUUAGGAAUAGAUUUAGUUUUAGUUAUGUAUAUAUAAUUUAUAUAAAUAGAUAACACUGUCCUGUAGGUUUUAGGAAUAGAUUUAGUUUUACAUUCACUUUCGAAUAAAUGACAAACAAAUCUUGCAACCCUGCAGAGAGAGAAAGAGACACUCACCCACCUUGCAGAGAGAGAGAGAGAAAGAGACACCCACUCCCCUAGGGAGAGAGAAAGAGACAACCAGUCCCCUAGGGAGAGAGAAAGAGACAAUAAUAAAUUAAAUAACAAAUAUAAAAGAUCAAACA